Molecule: messenger RNA, 8760 nt
Organism: Brienomyrus brachyistius
Lineage: Eukaryota; Metazoa; Chordata; Actinopteri; Osteoglossiformes; Mormyridae
Gene: usp9
Product: ubiquitin specific peptidase 9
Exons: 47
Coding region: 794-8641 (2615 amino acids)
Biological process (GO): protein deubiquitination; cell migration
Cellular component (GO): cytosol; nucleus
Molecular function (GO): cysteine-type deubiquitinase activity; cysteine-type endopeptidase activity
Source: RefSeq, a predicted model, not a curated record
CGCCUAGAGGAGCUACUGGGAUCUUUGAUUAGUUUACAUUCAUGACCACAUGUACACAGGGCCACCGAGAAGAGCCAAAAUGGCUUCUAUUUCAUAACACCCGUGACGACAGGAGGAGGUGCGAGAGGUUUACUGAGGAGUUUUCGUGUCGGGACGAAUCGACAGACUUGUCCUGAUUGAAGUUAUUCUGAAAGAUACUUGGCCUCUUGCAGCCGGUUAGGUUUUUGCGUCGUACACGGCAAAUCGACGCAGAUUAACAGCCAGAUCGUUCAGUGAAGUGCUUGCAAGCACCGCCGCCAUAUUGAAGCGAAGUGACUGACUGGGACUGAACUGACAAGCGGUCGGACCAGAAAAAGAGGGGGGGCUGCCGCUGCUGGUGACGCAGGAAAAACACCCAAGAGCAGACAAAAAAAACCAAGGAAGCAAGACCAUCAUCACAGGCAGAUUACAUACAAGGAAAACGCUCAUAUAAGGCACGCCGAUGAGACUGGUCGCGACCCGAGUGAAUCCCACAGGCUCCGGGGUGCCCGACAGAGAGCCCGAGCGAAGGCUUUCCCAUUCCUGGUAAGCGGCUAGCCUGGCGCCGCGGCCGUAUCCCUUUGUUACAAUUGCAUCGUCUGGAUCCACUGGUUCUGGUUGUGCGAUGGUCUCUGCAGGUCGUCCUGAGCUUGACCUGCCGCUCUCCCCCUCAGACCUGCGCCCCUUCUCUGCCGAUCUCCAGGAGGCAGUCAUUUCUUCUCUCACCGCCACGACAUAAGCAGACAAAAUUGCAAAGAUCUGCCCAGUGUCGAGUAUGACGGCCACGACCCGUGGCUCUCCUGUGGGGGGCAACGACAACCAGGGCCAGGCCCCCGAUGGCCAGUCGCAGGCCCCGCUGCCCCAGCACCAGACGUCCUCUCCCACCUCCUCGAAUGAGAACUCCCCGGUGAGCCCUCCGGAUGAACCGGGUCAGGGGGAUGGGGCCCCGCAGCUGGAGGACGAGGAGCCUGCCUUCCCCCACACGGACCUUGCCAAGCUGGAUGACAUGAUCAACCGACCCCGCUGGGUGGUCCCGGUUCUGCCAAAGGGUGAAUUAGAAGUUCUUCUUGAAGCUGCUAUAGAUCUUUGUAAAAAAGGACUUGACGUCAAGUGUGAAGCAUGCCAGAGGUUUUUCCGAGAUGGACUGACGAUUUCCUUUACAAAAAUCCUGACCGACGAGGCAGUGAGUGGCUGGAAGUUCGAGAUCCAUAGGUGUAUCAUCAACAACACUCACCGCUUGGUGGAGCUGUGUGUGACCAAGCUCUCUCAGGACUGGUUCCCUCUGCUCGAGCUGUUGGCUAUGGCCGUCAACCCCCACUGCAAGUUCCACAUCUACAAUGGCACACGGCCCUCCGAGACCGUGCCCGCGGGGGUCCAGCUGGCCGAGGACGAGCUGUUCGCCCGGCCGCCCGACCCACGCUCUCCCAAGGGCUGGCUGGUGGAUUUAAUAAACAAGUUUGGCACGUUAAACGGGUUUCAGAUUUUGCACGAGCGAUUUCUGAGCGGCCAGGCGCUGAAUGUACAGAUCAUCGCUGCCCUCAUCAAGCCUUUCGGGCAGUGCUAUGAGUUUCUAACGUUGCACACAGUGAAGAAGUACUUCCUUCCGAUUAUAGAAAUGGUUCCCCAGUUUCUGGAGAACCUUACAGACGAGGAGCUGAAGAAGGAAGCCAAGAAUGAAGCCAAAAACGACGCUCUUUCAAUGAUAAUCAAGUCGCUGAAGAACCUCGCGUCACGGGUACCAGGGCAAGAAGAAACGGUGAAGAACUUAGAGAUUUUUAGGUUAAAAAUGAUCCUUAGGUUAUUGCAAAUUUCUUCUUUUAAUGGAAAGAUGAAUGCACUAAAUGAAGUUAACAAGGUGAUUUCGAGUGUCUCCUACUACACCCAUCGGCACGGUAACCCUGAAGAGGAGGAGUGGCUAACGGCAGAGCGGAUGGCCGAGUGGAUCCAGCAGAACAACAUCCUCUCCAUUGUGCUGAGAGACAGCCUCCACCAGCCACAGUAUGUGGAGAAGCUGGAGAAGAUUCUCCGCUUCGUCAUCAAGGAGAAGGCAUUGACGCUGCAGGACCUGGACAACAUCUGGGCAGCCCAGGCGGGCAAGCAUGAAGCCAUCGUGAAGAACGUGCACGACCUUCUUGCAAAGCUGGCUUGGGAUUUCUCCCCCGAGCAACUCGAUCACCUCUUUGAUUGUUUCAAGGCGAGCUGGACGAACGCGAGCAAGAAGCAGCGGGAGAAGCUCCUGGAGCUGAUCCGGCGUCUGGCCGAAGAUGAUAAGGACGGUGUGAUGGCCCACAAAGUGCUGAAUUUGCUGUGGAACUUGGCCCACAGCGACGACGUCCCUGUGGACAUCAUGGACCAGGCCCUCAGUGCCCACAUCAAGAUCCUGGACUAUAGCUGCUCCCAGGACCGAGACACGCAGAAGAUCCAGUGGAUCGACCGCUUCAUCGGGGAGCUGAGAACCAACGACAAAUGGGUGAUCCCCGCUCUCAAGCAGAUCCGAGAGAUCUGCAGCUUGUUUGGCGAGGCCCCCCAGAAUCUAAGAAAGAAAAUUCCUAUUAACAUAGAAAAGAACUUAGUGGGUCAGACGCAGCGGAGUCCUCACGUCUUUUAUCGGCACGACCUGAUCAACCAGCUGCAGCACAACCACGCACUUGUCACCCUGGUAGCGGAAAACCUGUCGGCGUACAUGGAGAGCAUGCGGCAGUUCAUGAAAGCGGAGCACGUGGAGUUUGACCCGCAGACGGUCCGGCCAGAUAGCCGCUACAGCCAUGUACAGGAGGUGCAGGAAAGACUCAACUUCUUGAGGUUCCUGCUGAAGGACGGGCAGCUAUGGCUGUGUGCGCCUCAGGCCAAGCAGAUCUGGAAAUGCCUGGCAGAGAAUGCGGUGUUCCUGUGCGACCGCGAGGCCUGCUUCAAGUGGUACUCCAAGCUGAUGGGCGACGAGCCCGACCUGGACCCGGACAUCAACAAGGACUUCUUCGAGAACAACGUGCUGCAGCUGGACCCUUCGCUGCUCACCGAGAAUGGCAUGAAGUGCUUUGAGCGCUUCUUCAAGGCCGUGAACUGCAGGGAGGGCAAGCUGGUGGCCAAGCGAAGGGCCUACAUGAUGGAUGACCUGGAACUCAUAGGCCUGGAUUACCUCUGGAGGGUCGUGAUUCAAGGAAGCGAUGACAUCGCCACAAGAGCAAUAGACUUACUGAAAGAGAUCUACACAAACCUUGGACCAAAAUUACAAGUAAAUCAGGUGGAGAUCCAUGAGGACUUCAUCCAGUCCUGUUUUGACCGGUUGAAAGCUUCCUACGACACACUGUGUGUACUGGAUGGAGAUAAAGACAGCAUCAACUGUGCCAGGCAAGAAGCCAUCCGCAUGGGCAGGGUGCUCACCGUCCUGAGGGAGUACAUCACCGAGUGCGACAGUGACUACCACGAGGAGCGCACUAUCCUGCCAAUGUCGAGGGCCUUUCGUGGCAAGCACAUCAGUCUCGUCGUCCGCUUCCCAAACCAAGGCCGGCAGGUGGACGACCUGGACAUCUGGUCGCACACCAAUGACACGAUCGGCUCCGUGCGCCGCUGCAUCCUGAAUCGAAUAAAAGCCAACAGCGCACAUACGAAAAUCGAGCUCUUCAUCGGGGGUGAAAUUGUGGACCCGGCUGACGACAGGAAGCUGAUCGGACAGCUCAACAUCAAAGACAAAACUCUCAUCACAGCCAAGCUGACCCAAGUUAGUUCCAACAUGCCUUCAAGCCCUGACAGCUCCUCCGAUUCCUCUACUGGGUCCCCUGGGACCCAUGGAAACCAUUACAGUGAUGGUCCCAAUCCUGAAGUCGAGAGCUGUCUCCCAGGCGUGAUCAUGUCGCUGCAUCUCCGCUACGUCUCUUUCUUGUGGCAAGUAGCAGACUUGGGGUGUAAUCUUAACAUGCCUCUCCUCCGGGACGGAGCCCGCAUCCUUAUGAAGCUCAUGCCCCCCGAUAACACUACCGUGGAGAACCUGCGUGCCAUCUGUCUGGAUCACGCCAAGCUGGGAGAGAACAGCCUAAGCCCCACUCUGGACUCUCGCUUCUUCGGUCCGUCUCAGUCCCAAGUUCUCUACCUGACCGAGGUGGUGUACGCCUUGCUGAUGCCCGCCAGCGGAACCCUGGGGGAGGACGCCAGCGACUUCCAGUACAACUUCCUGAAAAGUGGCGGCCUGCCGCUGGUCUUGAGCAUGCUGACCAGGAACAACUUCCUGCCCAGCGCCGACAUGGAGACGAGGCGCGGCGCCUGCCUGAACGCCCUAAAAAUAGCCAAGCUGCUGUUAACGGCGGUGGGCUUUGGCCACGUGAAGGUCGUGGCAGAAGCCUGUCAGCCGGCUGCGGAGGGAACCAAUCCCGUGUCACCUAUAAACCAGGCCACACAUGAGCAGGCUAUAGUUCUCCAGAACGCGCUGCAGAACAUUCCCAACCCGUCAUCCGAAUGCAUGUUGCGCAACGUGGCCAUCCGCCUGGCCCAGCAGAUCUCUGACGAGAACUUCUUCCAGGCUUCUAAAUACAUCCCAGACAUCUGCGUGAUCAGGGCGGUGCAGAAGAUCAUCUGGGCGUCCGGCUGUGGCACUAUCCAGCUGGUCUUCAGCUCCAACGAGGAGAUCAGCAAGAUCUACGAGAAGAUGAACGCAGGCAGCGAGCCGGACGCGGAGGACGAGCAGGUGUGCUGCGAGGCCCUGGAGGUGAUGACUCUGUGCUUCGCUCUGCUUCCCACGGCGCUGGACACGCUCAGCAAGGAGAAGGCCUGGCAGGCCUUCAUCAUCGACCUGCUGCUGCACUGCCAGAGCCGGUCUGUUCGCCAGAUGGCUCAGGAGCAGUUCUUCGUCAUGGCCACCAGGUGCUGCAUGGGACACAGGCCGCUGCUGUUCUUCAUCACCCUCCUCUUCACUGUUCUGAGUAGCACUGCAAAGGAGAGGGCCAAGCAUGCUGGAGACUACUUCAUCCUCUUAAGGCACCUACUGAACUACGCGUACAACAGCAACAUCAGUCUCCCCAAUGCUGAGGUUCUCCUGAACAAUGAGAUCGACUGGUUAAAAAGGAUCAGGGAUGAGGUGAGAAGCACUGGGGAAACGGGAGUUGAGGACACCAUACUGGAGGGCCACCUUGGAGUGACGAAGGAGCUGCUGGCUUUCCAGACGCCCGAGAAGAAGUACCACAUCGGCUGCGAGAAGGGCGGCGCCAAUCUUAUCAAGGAGCUCAUCGAUGACUUCAUCUUCCCGGCCUCCAACGUCUACCUGCAGUACAUGAAGAGCGGCGAGUUCCCGGGCGAGCAGGCCAUCCCCGUCUGCAGCACCCCCGCCAGCAUCAACGCCGGCUUCGAGCUGCUGGUGGCACUCGCUGUCGGCUGCGUGCGCAACCUCAAGCAGAUCGUCGACACGCUGACGGACAUGUAUUACUUAAAUUGCGAAGCACUUACGGAGUGGGAGUACCUGCCUCCUGUGGGCCCCCGGCUGACCAAAGGCUUUGUGGGCCUGAAGAACGCGGGGGCCACCUGCUACAUGAACUCUGUGAUACAGCAGCUCUAUAUGAUCCCGCCCAUCCGGAACGGCAUCCUGGCCAUCGAGGGCACGGGCACGGACGUGGACGACGACAUGUCCGGGGACGAGAAGCAGGAUAACGAGAGCAAUGUGGACCCUCGUGAUGAAGUGUUCAGCUAUCACCACCAGUUUGAAGAGAAGCCUUCAGUCAGCAAGUCUGAGGACAGGAAGGAAUACAACAUCGGUGUACUGCGCCACCUGCAGGUCAUAUUUGGACACCUGGCUGCUUCCAGAUUGCAGUACUAUGUGCCUCGAGGCUUCUGGAAACAGUUUAGGUUAUGGGGCGAGCCAGUUAACCUUAGAGAACAGCAUGAUGCCCUCGAGUUCUUCAACUCCCUGGUGGAUAGUCUGGAUGAAGCCCUCAAGGCACUUGGUCACCCAGCCAUGCUCAGCAAAAUCCUGGGGGGCUCCUUCGCCGAUCAGAAAAUUUGUCAGGGGUGCCCUCACAGGUAUGAAUGUGAGGAAUCCUUCACCACGCUGAACGUAGAUAUCAGAAAUCACCAGAACCUCCUGGAUUCUAUGGAGCAGUACGUCAAAGGAGACCUGCUAGAGGGUGCCAACGCCUACCACUGUGAGAAAUGCAAUAAGAAGGUUGACACGGUGAAGCGUUUGCUCAUCAAGACGUUGCCCCCAGUGCUGGCGAUCCAGUUGAAGCGCUUCGAUUAUGACUGGGAGAGGGAGUGCGCCAUCAAGUUCAACGACUACUUUGAGUUCCCGCGUGAGCUGGACAUGGAGCCGUACACGGUGGCGGGCGUGGCCAAGCUGGAGGGUGACGAGGUGAACCCGGAGAACCAGGUGAUCCAGAAUGAGCCUGGGGAGGGCGAAGCUAUGGGCAGCUCCAAGUACCGACUGGUUGGCGUGCUGGUGCACAGCGGCCAGGCCAGUGGGGGCCAUUACUACUCCUACAUCAUCCAGCGGAACGGUGGCGAUGGCGAGCGGAACCGCUGGUACAAGUUCGACGAUGGAGACGUCACCGAGUGCAAGAUGGAUGACGACGAGGAGAUGAAGAACCAGUGUUUUGGGGGAGAGUACAUGGGCGAGGUCUUCGACCACAUGAUGAAGCGCAUGUCCUACCGCCGCCAGAAGAGGUGGUGGAACGCCUACAUCCUCUUCUACGAGCGCAUGGACUCUCCGGAGCGGGAUGGCGAGCUGGUGAAGUACAUCACAGAGUUGACCAUCUCCGCCAGACCGCACCAGAUCAAGAUGCCAGCCGCCAUCGAGUGCAGCGUGCGCAAGCAGAACGUGCAGUUUAUGCACAACCGCAUGCAGUACAGCCUGGAAUAUUUCCAGUUUAUAAAGAAACUUCUGACCUGUAACAGUGUCUAUUUAAACCUGCCUCCAGGACAAGAUCAUCUUUUGCCUGAAGCAGAAGAAAUAGCUAUGAUUAGUAUUCAGCUUGCUGCUAGGUUCCUGUUUAGUACAGGAUUUCACACAAAGAAGAUCGUACGCGGCCCUGCCAGUGACUGGUACGACGCACUGUGCAUCCUCCUCCGUCAUAGCAAGAAUGUACGCUGCUGGUUUGCACACAACGCCCUAUUCGCCUUCCCCAACCGCUUCUCUGAGUACCUGCUGGAGUGCCCCAGCGCAGAAGUUAGGGGCGCCUUUGCCAAGCUCAUCGUCUUCAUCGCGCACUUCUCCCUGCAAGAUGGGCCGUGCCCUUCGCCGGUGGCCUCGCCUGGACCUUCUAGUCAGGCCUGUGACAGCUUGAGCCUAAGUGACCACUUGCUAAGAGCGGUGCUCAACCUCCUCCGCCGGGAGGUGUCCGAACAUGGCCGGCACCUGCAGCAGUACUUCAACCUCUUCGUCAUGUAUGCCAACUUAGGAGUGGCCGAGAAGACGCAGCUGCUUAAGCUCAGCGUACCUGCAACCUUCAUGCUGGUUGCCCUGGACGAGGGGCCUGGUCCUCCAAUCAAGUACCAGUAUGCUGAGCUGGGCAAGCUGUAUACCGUGGUGUCUCAGCUGGUGCGCUGUUGCGAUGUAUCAUCGCGCAUGCAGUCCUCCAUUAAUGGCAACCCGGCUCUUCCAAAUCCCUACGGCGACCCUAGUCUGGCACAGCCCCUCAUGCCCGUGCAGCAGCUGGUGACGGAGAUCCUGUUCGUUCGCACCAGCUACGUGAAGAAGAUCAUCGAGGACUGCAGCAACUCAGAGGAGACAGUCAAGCUGCUGCGCUUCGGCUGCUGGGAGAACCCCCAGUUCUCCUCCACAGUGCUCAGCGAGCUCCUCUGGCAGGUGGCUUACUCCUACACUUACGAGCUGAGGCCUUACCUGGACCUCCUGCUGCAGAUCCUACUCGUUGAGGACUCAUGGCAGACUCACAGGAUUCACAACGUGUUGAAGGGGAUCCCCGAUGAUAGGGAUGGCCUCUUCGACACCAUCCAGCGCUCGAAAAACCACUACCAGAAGAGGGCUUACCAGUGCAUCAAGUGCAUGGUGGCUCUCUUCAGUAAUUGUUCUGUAGCAUACCAGAUCCUCCAGAGCAAUGGUGAUCUGAAGAGGAAGUGGACAUGGGCAGUGGAGUGGCUGGGCGAUGAGCUGGAGCGCCGGCCGUACACGGGGAAUCCCCAGUAUACCUACAACAACUGGUCGCCCCCGGUACAGAGUAACGAGACCUCCAACGGCUACUUCCUGGAGCGCUCCCACAGCGCACGGAUGACCCUGGCCAAGGCCUGCGAGCUCUGCCCUGAGGAGUGUCACUUAACGAAGCACGAGGCGGCGUCUGAAGAAGACGCGGGGCGGACCUCGUCCUCGGCGCCGCAGCUCGUGCCAGGGGACGUGGCCGGACAGCAGCCGCCCACCGAACCUGAUGAUCAGGAGGCCCCUGAAGAGCACGAGGUCUCUCCUCCUGAGGACACCACCCUCUGCCCCCACCCUCCUGGGACGACCUAUCAGCAGAAUCCCCACCCCCAGGGACAGCCCUACACGGGCCCCGCAGCACAGCACAUGAACAACCCACCACGCCCGGGUCCGGCCCCGGCCCCCACCCCCGCGCCGGCCGUGGCCCCGGCCCAACGAGCACAAGAGCCCUGGGAGGGCGGCGAGGAGCCGGCGCCGGCCCAGACGAAGGAGUAGCCCCCGGCGGCCACCCCGCCCCUCACACGUCUGACUGCUCCAUGAAGACACUUGAUCCAAGUGCGAAACCAGGCCUUACGAGCUAAUGGCCCCUCCAGGCCCCCCCACCCACCCCCCCC